Molecule: messenger RNA, 1299 nt
Organism: Fusarium verticillioides 7600
Lineage: Eukaryota; Fungi; Ascomycota; Sordariomycetes; Hypocreales; Nectriaceae
Exons: 1
Coding region: 1-1269 (422 amino acids)
Molecular function (GO): RNA binding
Source: RefSeq, a predicted model, not a curated record
AUGGCGACAAAGGAAAAGAAACAGAAGAAGCCCAAAGCUUCCAAGUCGGAAUUGAAGACCGAGAGCUCCGGGAAGACUAUCGAAAUUGAGAAGGUCGAAUCGACAGAAGUUGCUGAGAUGGCAGAGUCUGAAGCCGCUGUAUCUUCUUCCAAGCGCAAGAUCGAACUCGAAGAAAUCGAAGUCGACGUAGACGCACCCGAGCCCCCGUCUAAGCGUGCAAAGCGUGCCCUCAAAAAGGGAAAGUCAUUGCCCUCGAAACAGGAUAGCGAUGACGAGAAAAGGGGCGAUAAAGAUGGCAAGGAUAAGAAAGCCGCUCGGUCAGAGCACAGUGUCUGGAUCGGCAACAUGCCAUUUCAUGUCACGGCUACAGAACUUCGCAAGUGGCUCGUCGAUAACUCCGGAGGCGUCAUCACUGAAGAGAUGAUCACUCGGGUCAAGCUACCAACCAACAAGGAACCUGGCCGGGAUAAGAAUGUCAAACCAGCAAACAAGGGGUUUGCCUACGUCGAUUUUACAGAAAUCGGUCCCAAAGUCUCCGCUAUCUCUCUGACCGAGAGUGACCUUGGUGGUCGAAAACUUCUCAUCAAGGAUGCGACAUCGUUUGAGGGUCGGCCCAAAAAGGAGGCUGAGUCCACAGAAGAGGAUGCCAAUGAGGGAAAGACCAGCAAGGAGCAAAAGCAAGAUGCUAAUGCCAGUCGCAAGAUUUUUGUGGGCAAUAUGAGCUUCAAAACAACUGAGGACGAUCUAUACAGAAACUUUGAGAAGUGCGGCGAGAUCGAAUGGGCCAAGGUUGCGACCUUCGAGGAUACUGGGAAGUGCAAGGGCUUUGGUUGGGUCAAGUUCCAGGACCCCACUGCUGCUGCAUGGGCGGUCAAAGGUUUUGUCAAAAUUAAAGAGGCAGUCGACACAGAGGACGAUUUCAAGGACGAUGAAGAGAAGAACAAGUCGCAGCAGAAGCAGUUCAAGACACGCAAGUGGUGGGUAAACCGAAUGCUGGGUCGCGAGCUCAAGGUGGAGUUGGCCGAGGAUGAUCAAGUACGGUACAAGAAGCGGUUCGGCAAGGAUCGUAAGGCGCUUCCCGACAAGGACAGUAACCCACGAGGUCGACCUCCGCCGCGCAAGUAUGAUCAAACGAAUGGCGCAGUGCGGGAGAGUCAUGAUACUCGUGGGGGGGCUGCGAAGCCGCUCAAGGAGGCUGAGGAUAUAUCUGUUGCGAGACUGACGGGCGCGGUUGUGAAGCAUACGGGUACCAAGAUGACGUUUGACUAAGUACAGCGAUACACAUUCCAUGUUCCGAGA